Messenger RNA from Triplophysa dalaica, 1781 nucleotides. RefSeq names its product secretory carrier membrane protein 2 (gene scamp2). The transcript is spliced from 9 exons. NCBI's taxonomy places the organism in Eukaryota, Metazoa, Chordata, Actinopteri, Cypriniformes, Nemacheilidae. Bases 85 to 1068 code for a protein of 327 amino acids. Gene Ontology annotation, biological process: protein transport. Gene Ontology annotation, cellular component: trans-Golgi network membrane; recycling endosome membrane. The record is from RefSeq and is a predicted model, not a curated record.
GUGCGGAGAGGAAACGGCGCAGCACAGAUCUCAGCUCCGGUACCGCUCAGCUCGGACUCUAAAGGCGGAUUAAGCCACUAAACGAUGUCGGGAUUCGACACAAACCCGUUUGAAAACCCAGUCGACGUCAAUCCAUUUCAGGAUCCGUCGGUCACUCAGGUGACAAACUCUGGAAUCGAUCGCAUCGAACACUUCAAUCCGUUUCCUGAUGGUAACACAGGAUCCACAAUCCCAGCAGGCAACACUCCAUCUCAACCUGCGGUCCUGCAGCCAUCAGUGCAGCCCAGUCCACAGGCCACGGCUGCAGCUGCGCAGGUGAAUCUGCUCAAACAGCAGGAGGAGUUAGAGAGAAAAUCAGCUGAGCUCGAUCGACGAGAGCAAGAGUUACACAACAGAGAAGCUACACCUACAGGUAAAGAGAACAACUGGCCUCCUCUCCCGAAGAGUUUUCCCAUCAAGCCUUGCUUCUAUCAGGACAUCUCUGCAGACAUCCCACAAGAGCACCAGAGAAUCUGCAAAAUGAUUUAUUACCUCUGGAUGUGGCAUUGUGUGACUCUGUUUCUGAAUGUUCUGGCGUGUCUGGCAGACUUCACCAACAGCUCAGUGGCAGGUGUGGACUUCGGUCUGUCCAUCCUCUGGUUCAUACUCUUCACACCCUGUUCCUUCCUCUGCUGGUUCAGACCGGUCUAUAAAGCCUUCAGGUCUGAUUCCUCCUUCAACUUCUUUUUCUUCUUCUUCAUUUUCUUCGCUCAAAUUGGCAUCUACAUCAUUCAGAGUGUGGGCAUCCCGAGAUGGGGAAACAGCGGUUGGAUUGCUGCCGUGUCUGUGGUGGGCAGUAACCCGGCGGUAGGCAUCAUCAUGAUUGUUGUGGCAGCGUUCUUCACCGUCUGCGCCGUGAUGUCUGUGGUUUUACUGAAAAUGGUACAUUCUCACUACCGUCGCACGGGCGCCAGCUUCCAGAAGGCACAGCAGGAGUUUUCUCAGGGUGUCCUGACGAACCGCACCUUCCAGAGCGCCGCCACCAGCGCCGCCACCAGUGCUGCCUCCAGCGCCGCUCAGAGAAACUAAAAACCUCAGAUCCACACGAGAGACGCCACACACACAUCACUGGAUUCAUCAUGUUUGAUUGUUUUCAGACUGAAGGUUUGAAGUUGUUCAUCAGCGUGUUUGUUUAUUUGUGUGUGUCUGCAGAAAUGGUUCUGGGUCUUUUUGUUUGGGUUAGGAUAAAGACGGAUAGGAUAGGCUGUACAUUGACAUAAUUGACGAAGUUUAAGUGAAUGUUUAUGGUUUAAGAAGUAGGGUUGAUUGCAACAAAUUGAGUUGUUAAUCAUCGGAGGAUAAUGCCCUUUAAUAUUAUUUAUAAGAGAAUACAAUUCCUGAAACACAUUCCUUGUUAGUGCCUGAAGUAAAGACACACUCCCAGAAUUCUUUGGGAGGACGUGAGCGUAAGUGUGUGUUUGUGUGUGUGUGUGUGUUUGUCUUCAUUGUAAGACUGAAGGUUUGAUGUGUUGAACAGAAACAUUUGAUCAUGAAGUUUUGACUAGUUCAUUUAGAUGAUUUCUGUGUUUAUAAAAUUCUGCUUUCGUGCCAAACAAAUCCAAAUGUUCACUCGUUUGCCUCUCAUCCUUUCAACUCAAAUCCUGGCCAUUGAACUUAAAACAUGAAAUGUGUAGAAAUAUUUGCAAAUAAAAGUCCUGAAAUGUUUGGAAGGGCUCUAUAGUUCUUUGAAGAUCAGUCUGUCAACAGAACAUGUUCUGAACAUUAAAUGUUUUUGAUGAACA